AUCUUUAUCGGUGGGGAAAAUUAUGGCAGAGUAAUUGCGUGAAUCAUAGAAAUUUUAAGUUUCGGUCCAUAAACAGACACGGGGAAUUUUUCUUACAACCAGCACUAGGAGUACAUACGGUCGGGGCGUUUUCUCUUUGUUUCGUAACAUGCAUAAAAUGCAACAAGAUACAAUCAAUACACGAACUGGCUGUUGAAUCCUACAAACAACGAGGUCAUUUGUGGGUGAUAGAGGCCCAGGCCAGUACAUAGGUUGCCUCACUGAGAAUACUGCACCAUCGUUCGCCGUCGUGGAAGACAGGGCUAGGUAACAGGGUGAUAAGAAUGUCUUCGAGAAUGACCAGUCCAAAGCCGUUCAUUGGUGUAGACAGUGACGGGAAACUUUUCGUGCACGAUGAAACAGCCGACACUCUACAACAGCACGGGAAACCUGUAGUGGUUAUAGCUAUUGUGGGCAGAGCUCGCCGAGGAAAGUCGUACUUAAUGAACCGGCUGUUGGGGAAGCAGGCGGGAUUCCCACUCGGUCCGACCAUCAACGCCGCAACGAAGGGCAUUUGGGCCUGGAUAACUGACCACCCCACCAGACCCAAUCAUAACCUGCUGUUACUGGACACUGAGGGUCUGUCCCAUGCCACAGACGGCGACGAGAACCGGGACAUUCAGAUCUUUGUUCUGUCUGUUAUCCUCAGCAGUACCCUGAUCUACAACUGCCAGGGUGUGAUAGAUGAAAGCUGUUUAGAACUUCUAGACUUAGUAUCUGAGCUCUCUGAGCACUUGGUCCUCAGGGUGGACGACGAAGGAAAUGUUAUUAACAUGGACCGAAUUUUCCCUGCGCUACAUUUCGUAGUUAGAGACUUCAUGCUGGAAUUAGCCAUCGACGGACAGCCGUGUUCACCAACAGUCUACUUGGAGCAUUGCCUCAAAGCAAAGAGAGGGUUUCGAGAAAAAGUACGGUUGCAGAAUAAUUCCCGUGACAAGCUGAAAUCCUACUUUCCAAACAGGUCUUGUUUUGUUCUCCCCCGGCCAGUGACUGAGGACGAGGCCCUGAGGCAGGUGGACGAGGUCCCGGAGGACCAACUUCAGCCCGCCUUUGUGGACGGUGUCACACAGCUCGUGUCCACCAUCCACGCGCAAAGUGAGCCAAAGAAGGUCCGUGGAGUGUGGAUGAACAGUAGACAUCUGGUGGAAAUCGCCCGUAAUUGUGUGCUGGCCUUUCGCCAAGAUAAGAUCCCAUCUGUGGAGAAUGCUGUGGUAGCUGUUCGCCAGGCGGAGUGCCUGAAGGCAGUAGAGAUGGCGCUGCAGUUCUACAAAAUAGCAAUGCAAGACACUGUAGAAGAGCUGCCGCUUCAAGAGGAUGAGCUUAAAAGAAGGCACAGGCACAAUUUUGAUAACUGUGCCGAGAGAACCUUUGCCGAGUACGCCAUAUUUGAUGACGAUGGAGACUUCUACAAUCGAAUGAAGGCAGACAUCGAAAAGGAGUACACCAUGAUCUGUAAAAACAACGAAUCAGAGGCCCUUCGAUUGUGCAGAGAAAUGCUGGAUGUUCUGUUUACCAGCAUCGUGCAGAAAAAGAUCGACGAAGAUGAGUACUCCUAUUCCGACGGCCAUUUUGAAUACAUCCAAGACUUACAGAAGGUCUUUGUCCUCUACGAUGAGUAUCCUAAGAAGGGCCCCGCCCACUGCGCCCGGCAGGUGAGGGAAGACUUCGAGAACGAGAAGCAGACCCAGACCCAGCUGAUUCAUCAGACUGCGGGGGCCGUAGCCAAGAAAGAGGAGGAGAUAGAGACCCAUCGCGUCCUUAUCGAGCUGGAGAAACAGCAGAACGCAGAGGCACAGCAGGCCUUGGAGGAAAGACUGGAUAGACUACAAAUUGACCACGAGGAAAAUCUGAGACGACUGGAACAAGAGAGGGGGGAAAUGAGGGAGCAGUAUGAAGAAAGAAUACGGAGAGUGAACAGCGAGAAGCAACAUGAGAUACAAAUCAGGGACGCAGAAGCGCAGAGAAUUAGCAGAGAAUUGGAACACCGCAUGCGACUGACCCAGGAGCAAUUGGAUGCCCAACAAAGGAGAGCAGACCAAAGUGCCGACCAGAUAAGGCUUCUAAUGCAGCAGAAUAGAAACCUUGAAGAAGGGCUUCGACACGCUAACAGCAGAAGUAGGGGAGGAGGUGGUGGUUGUGCUAUUAUGUGACCAGUUCCUGAAAAUUUGGCGAGCUUCAAAUGUGGACAUUUCCUGUCAAUGAAGGCUUUGAAUAGCUGGACAUUGCAUUACAUAAGCAAAGACAUUGCCGAGACUGACAUUUUGAAACAUUACUGUUUUGGAUAUAUAUAUAUUUAAACGGAAAGAAAUACUUGGUCAGGCUGAAUGAUGUAUAUAAUAGGCUUCAUACAUGUAUGUUGGCUUCUUUGCUGAUGGCAUGAUUUCAGUUGUUGAAAUCCACUCCUUGUACCUGUUACAGUGAAAAAAAUUCAUUUUUAUUUACUGUGUAUACAAAAUAACUCUUAAAAUAUUAGCAAUGCCAAAAAGGCAUGAUCUAAUUUUAAAAAUGCUUUGUACAUAGCCUACCUUAGGAAGUUUAUUUGUCCACAGAGUUAAAUUUUCAUGAAGUCUACAUGAAAACAAAUAGAAGAAGAAUGAGAAAGUGUAGAAGAAGAAUUGAUUAAUGGAGGGUGGUGGAUACAACUCUAUCUUCACAAUAAUAGAUCAAUAUAUGAUGAAAUACAUUAUGUUAUACAGCAGAACCCUAUUUAUAAAUUAAAGUAAAUGUA
Molecule: messenger RNA, 2767 nt
Organism: Lingula anatina
Lineage: Eukaryota; Metazoa; Brachiopoda; Lingulata; Lingulida; Lingulidae
Molecular function (GO): GTP binding; GTPase activity
Source: RefSeq, a predicted model, not a curated record